Molecule: messenger RNA, 576 nt
Organism: Drosophila novamexicana
Lineage: Eukaryota; Metazoa; Arthropoda; Insecta; Diptera; Drosophilidae
Gene: RpLP1
Product: 60S acidic ribosomal protein P1
Exons: 2
Coding region: 100-438 (112 amino acids)
Biological process (GO): cytoplasmic translation; translational elongation
Cellular component (GO): cytosolic large ribosomal subunit; ribosome
Molecular function (GO): protein kinase activator activity; ribonucleoprotein complex binding; structural constituent of ribosome
Source: RefSeq, a predicted model, not a curated record
GUUCCGUGUGCUUGUUCUCUUUCGAGCUAAGGCCGAUUAUUAUAAAACCUUAAUUUUUGGCAACUUGCACCAAUUAUUAAAUAAGCAAACAGUUUAACAAUGUCGACAAAAGCUGAGCUCGCAUGCGUCUACGCCUCCCUCAUCCUGGUUGAUGACGAUGUCGCCGUCACCGGUGAGAAAAUCUCGACCAUUCUGAAGGCCGCCAAUGUUGAGGUCGAGCCCUACUGGCCCGGUCUGUUCGCCAAGGCGUUGGAGGGCAUCAAUGUCAAGGACUUGAUCACCAACAUUGGCUCCGGCGUUGGCGCUGCCCCAGCUGGCGGUGCUGCUGCACCCGCUGCUGCCGAUGCGCCCGCCGCGGAGGCCAAGAAAGAGGAAAAGAAGAAGGAGGAGGAGUCCGAUGUCUCCGACGAUGACAUGGGCUUCGGUCUGUUCGACUAAGCCACAGCAGCAGCAGCAGCAAGAAUCAUACAACGCCAACAACAUCCGUCGCGUGUGUGAAGUGAAGUUUUUAUUCUCCCCAAUUUUCGUACACGUUUUAAUGUACAGAUGCGAGGAAAUAUAAAAUGUUAACUACAA